Messenger RNA from Scophthalmus maximus (turbot), 633 nucleotides. RefSeq lists its product as uncharacterized. The coding region runs from base 1 to 633 and encodes 210 amino acids. The transcript has 3 exons. NCBI's taxonomy places the organism in Eukaryota, Metazoa, Chordata, Actinopteri, Pleuronectiformes, Scophthalmidae. The record is from RefSeq and is a predicted model, not a curated record.
AUGCAUGCACGGGCCUUGGGGACCAACAGAACCAGCGGCGGCAUUGAGCCGUACCUCUCUGGCAUCAAAACGGGCAUUUUCUCCGGCCGAGUGCCCUCUCCUCCGGCGGCAGCGUUUGCCCCUGGCCUGAGGAAGUACCCCCAGGAGGGGGCGAUACCCUCCUUCACGGCCUCCCCCAGUCAAGCGAAGGCGCUGCUGGCGAGCCUGACCGCCUCUGGCCUGAGCGCCGAGGCCCUGCUCCUCUCCUCCGCCCUCCGUCAUCACCGGCUUCUGCGCGAGCAGCGAGCCUCCUCCAUGUCCCUGCCCAGCAGCCAGUCCUCUUCCCCUACUCCUACCCCCUCCUCCUCUUCCUCUUCUUCUUCACCCACCACUCCUACUCCUACUCCCUCCUUGUCUCCCUCCUCUCCCACCCCUUUGGGUUCCUCCCUCACCCUCUCCUCUGGGGAUCUCAAGCCCGGCGGUCGUAGCCUUGACAGCUGCAGCCUCGACAAGGAGGAGGGUGUGAAGAGGGACCUCACCCCCGGCAACGCUCUUUCUCCUCUGAAGUUCUCCUACACGGUCGUGCUGCCAUUUGUCCCAGCUGGAGAGCGGCACAAGCGGCCCCCUCCCCUCCCCACCAGCUGCCGGCUGUAA